CGAUCAAAAAGCAACAUGGCGGCUUAGGUCACCGUUGGAAGUUGAUUUUGUAACAGAAUUCUUUAAUUUAGCUUCGAUAUCAAUAUUAUUUAUAGAAGUAAAGAAGGUAAUAAAGAAAAAGCUAAGAUGUCCUAUGGUGGACGGCACCCCAUUACUGCUACAAAUCGUAGCAUGAAUGGUGCCCUAGGAAAUUCCAUGUUGAAUGGCAGUCUUGACAAUGGUAAUGUUACUCAGAGUAAUCCUACAGGAUUAAGAGCUAUUGACCCAGAAGCACUCAAACAAAGGCUAUACAGUUAUGCCCCACACCAAGCUCCUAUCAAUACCAAAGCUCUGAGAUUUAAUAGAGUUACCAGUACACAGAUCAGAAAAGGAAAUGUUCCAGCACAACCAAGACUUGAACCAGUGCCUAGUUUAAGAAAUUACCAAGAGAAAAAUAGUCCUGAAUACAUACAAAGAAAGAACAAAGAAGCCCUAACUGCUGCAGGGAAAUUUAACAAUGAAAGUGAUGAACCUGAGACCAAGAAACUAAAGAGACAUGGAUCAGUAGAGCCAUUGGAAAGAUCUCUGACAGAAUCUCCUCUGCCAGAACUUCCUGAUACACUUCAACAAAAACAGGAAGAGAUGUUUAGAGUGCCUACCCCUCCAAAGGAACCAAAGUCUGCUUCACCCAGAUCAAGAGUCCAUGCUGCUGGACCUAAGUUACCUGCUUCCACAAAGCCUAAAAUUGCUGAAACCCAUGAAGGUUUAACAGAUACCAGUGAAAUCACAAACCUAAUCAAAUACGACAAAAGUGUUGGAUUCUUGUAUUUGAGUCCUGCUGUACCCAAAUCUUCUGUUAAAUACCACUACUACAAUCUUAAAGUUGUCAACCAUGAACAGAUUAACAAGGGAGACUACUGUACAAUUAGUAGAAAGGGUGUGGCUAGAAUGAGGAGUGACGAUGAAACAGAAUUUGUCACAUUAGACAGAUGGGAACAGGAGUAUGAAUACUUCCAAAAACUUAUUGAGAUUCCAACCUUUGCCAGAUUUAGGAAAUGGAAAGCUUUCAGUGUUUGGAGAAAGAAUGUUAGAACAAAGAAAAUACAGUCUCAUACAAAGUCACUAAAUGACAACUUGUUUAUACUUAAUCCAUCAUUGAGACCAGCCUUACAGAAUGUUAGAGAAAUGUGUCACAGGAUAAGUGAGAUGGGACUAUGUAAAAUAGAAAAGAACCGUACCUACACACUACAGGAAUUUAGAGAAGCUCAAUUUGCACAGCUUCAUGAGGUUGCUGAAAGAUUACAGGAGUUCCGUGAGUUAGUUAAGGAGGUUGUGAGAAGUGCCUGUAGAACAGCCUUGUUAGAGGCAGGAUUUACUCCAGAUGAUUACUAUAUAGAUCAAGGAGCAGAUAGUCCAGAUCUGAUGGGAGAAACAGGGAGAGAGUCCAGCUUCCUCAUGCCUAGCUCCUAUGAUAUGGAUAUCUACGGAGAGGCACCAGACAAAAUGACAUACACAGAGCAAGCUAACAAGAGAGCCCACUGCAAACGUUUAACAUGCUUUAUACGACUUGCUGAUUACCUUAUAGUCAACACCAUGCAUGUGUUGGCAGUACACUCUGUCUUAACACUACUUAACCAUCUUAAAGACCAGCUGAACAACACACCAACACUGGAGAUUAUACAGUCCUUUGCUGAGGAGGCCAAGAAUGAUGCUGAAUUGUUAGACAAGGACCCUGAAGAGAGAGAAGCUAUAGAAAAAGCUAAAAAGGAAAAAGAAAAACUGGAGGCUGAACAGGAGGAGGAAGAAGAAAAAGUCCGACCACCAUUAUAUAUAACAGAAUUUGUGUUGGAACCUAACCAGUUAGCAUUUGAGCCUGGCCGUGACGAGUUCCAGGAGGGCCUGGAUGAAGUCAUGAGAAGGUUCCAGGAGUGUGUACUAUCUGUACAUAACCUUGUUACUGAUGUGUACUUCAAAUCAUUUACAAGCCCAAUGAUCAACGGAAAGUUUGAAGAGAAGAGUUUCUCCGAGGGCAUCAAUCUACAGACCAUGUUUGAAGAUGACAAGAACUUACAGACUCUUAUUGAAGAAAUUAAGGUUGCCUUGAACAAAGCCUUUAAUGCAGCUUUCCAUUAUUCCAACACAUUUGAACCACACAGAGAAUUCUACAGACAGAAUGAAAGCUUAGAUCUAGAAGCAGUCAGACAACAACAACAUGAUGUAGCUUUCUUUGCUGAAGCAUUGGCAAGAUAUCACAGCCAACACAAGAUGGCCCAAGUCAUCAAAGAGAAGAGACCAAUCGGCAUGUUGUUAGUGGAUGCUGUUAAAAUGAAGAACUUACUGAUGCCUUCACCACUGAGAUGUCUUGAUUGUAUUAAUGACUUGCUACCUGUUCUGGCCAGAAGUGAAGUAGACCGGUUGAUUGCUGAGUUACAAGAUGCCCAGUUCAAACUGGAGGUUGGUCCCACCACGACACUGGAGUUUGUACAUACUCUAACAUUCCUGGAUGAUAUACAAGUCAGGGUUGAUCCAUUAGACAAAGAAGCUAUGAUUGUCAAAGAUAUGUAUGAUCUGAUCGAACAAUUUACAGUGCCCACACCACCAGAGGAUUUCGCUGUUUACCAGACACUGAACCCCAGCAUCACCAAUGUGAGGAAUGCAAUAGACAAGUCGUUAACAGAGAGAGAUGCUAACAUUGACAAGUUCUGUACACAUCUCGACAAAGAUAUUGCUGAACUGGACAAAGAAGUCAAAGAAAUCAGAGCAGAAGCACAGAAUCCAUUGAUUUUGGACAAGGAUGCUGAUAAGAACAAAGUGAAAGCUAUCCUCAAUAAACUUUUGACUAAUAUGGAAAAUCUACAGAAAGAGGCUUUCACUUACAAAGCUUAUCAGAAGAAUUUCAAGGUGGAAGUUACAAAAUAUGAUGCUCUAGAGGAAGCCCAUGCUGAACUGAAACUGAAGGAGUUAUUGUGGACUGCUAUUGAUGAUUGGGACAAUCUGUUGGAGGAAUGGAUGUCUGUGCCCUUUGACACACUAGAACCUGAUGCAAUGAACCAAACAACAUUGAAGUUUGCUAAGUCUGUGAUGCAGCUAGAGAAAGGUCUACCUCCUAACCAGGUGGUACCUGUAUUGAAGGAAAAAGUCGAGACCAUGAGAGACAGGUUACCUGUAAUCACAGAUUUACGUAACCCCUCACUUAAACAGCGCCAUUGGGAUGUCAUCUCACAGGUCCUGGAGUACGAGUUCUCUGAUGAGGAACCAUUAUCAUUGGGCAAACUUUGUGAAAUCAAUGCUUUCAAAUUUGGCGAAUCUUUACAAGAAGUGUCUGGUCAGGCUAGUUCUGAAGCCAGUCUGGAAUCCAUCUUGAAAAAAGUUGAAGAUUCGUGGAAAUCGACAGAAUUUACCGUUUUGCCUCACAAAGAUUCUAAAGACAUUUAUAUCCUCGGAGGUACAGACGAUAUUCAACAGUUAUUAGAUGACAGUAACAUUAAUGUGGCAACUAUUGCCAGCUCCCGUCACGUUGGACCAAUCAAAAACAAGGUCGAGGACUGGCAGAGACAGUUGGACCUAUUUGGUAAAACUUUGGAUGAAUGGCUAGACUGCCAGAGAAAUUGGUUAUACUUAGAAAGUAUCUUCAGUGCCCCAGAUAUCCAAAGACAAUUGCCUGCCGAGGCUAAGAUGUUCAUGCAGGUAGACAAAUCGUACAAGGACAUAAUGAGAAAAGUGAACAAAGUUCCCCUCGCCAUCAGGGCGGGCACACAACCUGGACUAUUGGAAACUUUCCAGAAUAACAAUGCUUUGUUGGAUCAGAUCCAGAAAUGUUUGGAAGCUUAUCUGGAAUCGAAAAGAGUUUUGUUUGCCAGAUUUUACUUUUUGUCCAAUGACGAAUUGUUGGAGAUCCUGGCACAGACACGUAACCCAUUGGCAGUCCAGCCUCAUCUUAGGAAGUGUUUUGAUGCUAUUGCUAAAUUGGAGUUUGGUGUUCAGGCCAAAGCCACUGAAGAUGAAGAAAUCCAGUACAGCAAUGAUAUCCUGGCUAUGAUAUCACCUGAAGGAGAGAAAGUCAGUCUCGGAAAGGGAUUGAAAGCAAGAGGAAAUGUUGAAGAUUGGUUGAACAAGGUAGAAGAAGGAAUGUUUGCUAAUUUGAGAAAACUGGUAAAAGCAGCCAUUACAGAUUACGAGAACAGACCCAGAGGGGAGUUUGUUGUCUUCCAUAGCUCACAGAUAGUGCUGACUGUAUCCCAGAUUAUCUGGUGUAGAGAUGUCACAGAGAUCUUAGAGUCAGACUUUGACAGAGUUGAGCUAAUGAAAGAGUUUGAACAGAAAAGUUUCAAGGAUUUGUCAGAGUUAGCUUCUAUUGUGAGAACAGAAAUCCCCAAACUAGCCAGAGCCAAUUUGUGUGCUUUAAUUACAUUAGAUGUACACGCCAGAGACAUGAUCACAGGAAUGGUCAAAUCACAGGUUGCUAGUGUAGACAACUUUGAAUGGCAGAAACAGCUAAGAUAUUACUGGGACUUGGAGAUGGAUAACUGUGUUGUCAGAAUGUCUAGUUCUCUAUAUGUGUAUGGUUAUGAGUAUUUAGGAGCAUCACCUAGACUUGUCAUCACUCCACUUACCGAUCGUUGUUAUCUGUGUUUGAUGGGAGCUUUACAGUUAGAUUUAGGAGGAGCCCCUGCCGGACCUGCUGGUACUGGUAAAACUGAAACUACAAAAGAUUUAGCCAAGUCACUAGCCAAACAGUGUGUCGUCUUCAACUGUUCUGAUGGUUUGGACUACAAGAUGAUGGGAAGAUUUUUCUCUGGACUUGCCCAAUCUGGUGCAUGGUGUUGUUUUGAUGAGUUCAACAGAAUUGAUAUUGAAGUACUUUCUGUCAUUGCCCAACAGCUGAUCACAAUAAGGAAUGCAAAGUCAGCCAAGUUGUCCAGGUUCAUGUUUGAAGGACGUGAGAUCAAACUGAUAGCUACGGCCGCUGCAUUUAUCACCAUGAAUCCAGGUUACGCUGGACGUACUGAACUUCCAGAUAAUUUGAAAGCUUUGUUCAGACCAAUAGCUAUGAUGGUACCUAAUUAUGCCCUGAUUGCUGAGGUGAUCCUGUAUUCUGAGGGAUUUGAGGACUCCAAGUCUUUAGCCCAGAAGAUGGUACAGAUGUACAAACUGUGCAGCGAACAGUUGUCCCAACAGGACCAUUAUGACUUUGGUAUGAGGGCCGUCAAAUCUGUGUUAGUCAUGGCUGGAGCUUUGAAGAGACAGAACCCCGAUAAGAGUGAAGAUGUAGUGUUGAUUAGAGCACUUAGAGACAGUAAUUUACCCAAGUUCUUGAUACAGGAUGCAGCACUUUUCCAGGCCAUCUUACAAGAUUUAUUCCCAGGUGUUGAGAUCCCAGAACACGAUUAUGGACGCCUCCGUGAAGAAAUUAUCAGUGUGAUUGCCGGAAAGGGUUUACAAAUUGUGGAAUCACAGAUUAAGAAAAUUAUCCAGUUUUAUGAGACUAUGGAAGUCAGACAUGGUGUCAUGUUGGUUGGUCCUACUGGUGGAGGAAAAACAACAGCAUACAGGGUGUUAGCUGAAACUGUUACAAACUUACAUGCUGAAGGACUUGUAAAUCCAUUCUAUCAACCCUGUCAUCACUAUGUUUUGAACCCUAAGUCUAUCACUAUGGAGGAAUUGUAUGGUGGUAUCAACAAACUGACAUUAGAAUGGUCUGAUGGCCUCAUGGCAAUCACUGUCAGAAAGUGUGUGACAGAUACAUCUGAAGACCACCACUGGGUUGUGUGUGAUGGUCCAGUUGAUGCUUUGUGGAUUGAGAAUAUGAACACUGUGUUGGAUGACAACAAGAUGUUGUGUUUGGCCAACAGUGAAAGAAUCAAGUUUACACCUUUCAUACACAUGGUGUUUGAAGUACAAGAUUUAGCAGUAGCCUCCCCUGCUACCGUCAGUAGAUGUGGAAUGGUGUUUGUUGAUCCAGAAGAAUUAAAAUGGCUGCCAUUUGUACAAACAUGGUUGGAGAGCUGGUCAAGCAAAAUGAAGGAGGAAACCAGAGAUUACUUGCUGGAGAUCUUCAAAAAAUAUGUAGAGGAUGGUAUCAAAUUUGUCACCAAAAAGUGUACACAAGUUAUUGAUCAAGUUGACAUUAGUAAAGUAACAACUCUGUGUAAGAUGUUAGAGUCUCUACUGUUUGGACGUGGAGGACCAGAUUUCAACCAGGAUCCAGCCAAAUUGCACAUCUUAGUCUGUACAACCUUUGUGUUUGCCUAUCUGUGGUCUAUUGGAGGAAACUUGUCAGAGAAUAACUGGGAUGCCUUUGAUACCUUUGUUAGAGGACAGUUUGAAGACAAUGGUGAUGCUAAGUUACCAAAUGCAGGUGAUCUAUGGAGUUGUUACAUGGACUAUGAAACAAGGCGUAUGGAUAUGUGGGAGAAAAUAGUUCCAUCAUUCAAAUAUAACAAGGAAAUGCCAUUCUUUGACAUGUUGGUUCCUACCGUAGAUACAGUCAGAUUUGGAUAUCUUUUGGAAAAACUCCUGGCUGUAAGACAUUCAGUACUAUACACAGGAGGCACUGGAGUAGGAAAGUCUGUCAUUGCCCGUGGUCAUCUACAGAAUAUUGCUGAUAGAGCUAACUAUGUACCAGUGUUUAUUAACUUCUCUGCUCAGACCAGCAGCAAGAGAACACAAGAAAUGAUUGAAUCUAAAUUAGAGAAGAGAAGGAAAAAUUGUAUUGGUGCUCCUCAUGGCAAACGUGUGAUAAUUUUAAUUGAUGACUUAAACAUGCCUAAACUGGAUACUUACGGCUCUCAGCCACCUAUUGAACUAUUGAGACAAUAUCAGGACUUUGGUGGCAUGUACGAUCGUGAAAAACUUACAUGGAAAGAAAUUCAGGAUGUAACUUUAGCAGCCGCCUGUGCACCACCUGGUGGUGGCCGUAAUAAUGUGUCGCCAAGAUUUUUCAGACAUUUUGCUAUGUUUGCUAUUCCGUCCCCAUCGGAGCACAGUCUUAAACAUAUGUUUACACAAAUUAUGGCAGGUUUCUUAAUGGACUUUCCAACAGCAGUACGUCACUGUACAGAGCCUAUUGUACAGGCCGCUGUGGAGAUAUACUUCAGAAUGUCAACAGAUCUGCUACCAACACCAGCCAAAUCUCAUUAUGUCUUCAACUUGAGAGAUUUGUCAAAAUGUAUUCAGGGUGUAUUACAAGCUGACACUGGUGUAAUUAGAGAUGGAAAACAAAUUUUCCGUCUAUUUUGUCACGAAUCGAUGAGAGUGUUCCAUGAUAGGCUGAUUAAUAAUGAAGAUAAGAUGUAUUUCUACCAAAUCUUAGCAGAUAUGGCAAAUAAACAUUUUGGUGAGACAAUUGAACCAGAGACAUUCCAAACCAAUCCUAUUAUAUUUGGAGAUUUUAUAAAGAUGGGAGCAGAAAAACAGGACCGUAUAUAUGAAGAAUUACCUGAUAUGAAAAAGUUAAAGAAUAUUUUACAAGAUUAUCUAGAUGAUUUGAACAUGCAGUCCUCCAAGGAAAUGAGACUUGUAUUUUUCAUGGACGCCAUUGAGCAUGUGUCUCGUAUAGUUAGAAUGAUCAGACAGGAGAGGGGUAAUGCUCUACUGGUUGGUGUUGGUGGAACAGGGAAACAGUCACUCACUAGAUUGUCUUCACACAUUGCUGGCUACCCCUGUGUACAGAUUGAACUGAGUAGAGGUUAUGAUUAUAAUGCUUUCCAUGAUGAUAUUAAGAAAUUGUAUGAUCUUGCUGGAGUUAAGAAUCAACACACUACCUUCCUGUUUACUGAUACACAGAUUGUUGUAGAAGAAUUUCUUGAAGAUAUCAAUAACGUACUUAACUCUGGUGAAGUCCCUAACUUAUUUGAAGCUGAUGAGUACGAGAGAUUAAUCAUUGGCUGUCGUCCUGCUGCUAAGGAACUAGGUAUACCAGAAGGCAACAGAGACGCCAUCUUUGAAUUCUGUAUAAAUAGAGUCAGAAAUAACCUGCAUAUAGUUUUAUGUAUGAGUCCCGUAGGAAAUUCCUUCCGUACCAGAUGUCGUAUGUUCCCAUCACUCGUCAACUGCUGUACUAUUGAUUGGUUUACAGAAUGGCCAAGAGAGGCCCUGUUGGGGGUAUCAACAUCUUUCUUUGAGAGUGUUGAACUUGGAGAUGAUGGAUUAAAGAGCAAGAUAGCAGAGAUGUGUGUCGAUAUCCAUACCAGUGUUAGCACGAUGGCCGAAACAUUCUACUCGGAAUUAAAGAGACGUUAUUAUACCACACCUACUAGUUAUUUAGAAUUGAUUAAUCUUUACUUGUCCAUGCUGAACGAGAAAACUAAAGCUUUGAGGACUGCAAAAACAAGAGUACAAAAUGGUCUGGAGAAAUUAUUGGAUACAAAUGUACUUGUUGACAAAAUGAAGAAAGAGUUAGUUGCCCUUGAACCUGAGUUAAAGAAGAAAUCAGAGGAUACCAAUAACUUGAUGGAGAAACUUGUUGUAGAUCAAGAGGAGGCUGAUAAGGUUAGAAAAGUGGUAUUGGAAGAUGAAGCAGUAGCUAAGGUUAAAGCUGAUGAAACCCAGGCCAUAGCUGAUGAUGCUCAGAGAGAUUUAGACACUGCUCUUCCUGCUCUGGAGGCUGCAGUUAAGGCUUUAGAUUCACUGGAUAAGAAUGAUAUAUCUGAAGUAAGAGUAUUCAACACCCCACCAGAACUUGUACAAACUGUAAUGGAGGCUGUCUGUAUUCUUUGUAAUACCAAAACUGACUGGUCAUCAGCUAAAGUAUUACUUGGAGAAGGAAACUUCCUGAAAAACUUACAGAAUUACGACAAGGACAAAAUCACAGAUUCAACUGUCAGAAAACUAAAGAAAUACAUUGAUAAUCCUAAAUUUGUUCCUGAGGUUGUAGAAAAAGUAUCAAAGGCUUGCAAGUCACUUUGUAUGUGGGUAUGUGCCAUGGAUACUUAUGCCAAAGUACAUAAAACUGUGGAACCAAAGAGAGAAAGGUUAUUAAAAGCUCAGUCAGAACUGGAUACAGUCAUGAAGCAGUUGAAAGAGAAGCAGGACAGUUUGGCAGCCAUUGAAGCUAAGAUUGCGGAGUUACAGAAGACCUACGAUGAUAGUGUGGCCGAAAAACAGAAACUAGAACGAUCAAUUGCUCAGACUGCUGCUAGACUGAAGAGAUCGUCAAAACUGACCACAGCUUUAGCUGACGAACAAAUCAGAUGGGAUGAAAGUGUUAAAGAGUUUAAUGUACAGCUGGGUAAUGUGGUAGGAGAUGUAUUUGUAUCUGCCGCCGCUGUGGCUUAUUAUGGAGCAUUCACUUCCGUGUAUAGACAGCGUCUCAUCACUAUGUGGACUGAUAAAUGUCAAGAGUUAGAAAUUCCCGUUACACCAGGGAUGACCAUCAUUUCUGUACUGGCUGAUCCCUUCCAGAUCCGACAAUGGAAUACUGAAGGUCUGCCUAAGGACCAGCUGUCAACAGAAAAUGCUAUUCUAGUCACCAAGGGAAGACGAUGGCCUCUUAUGAUAGAUCCACAGGAACAGGCCAACAGAUGGAUUAGAAACAGAGAGUCACAGAAUGGACUGAAGGUUAUUAAGUUGACUGAUGGCAAUUAUCUAAGGACAUUAGAGAACUGUAUCCGUAUUGGUAUGCCUGUUCUAUGUGAGGACAUUGGUGAAUCAUUGGACCCGUCACUGGAACCAGUCUUACUUAAACAGACCUUCAUGUCGGGUGGCCGUCUGCUGAUUAGAUUGGGAGACAGUGAUAUUGAUUACGAUCGUAACUUCCGAUUCUACAUGACAACUAAGAUGAGUAAUCCUCAUUACCUACCAGAAGUCUGUAUCAAAGUCACCAUUAUAAACUUUACUGUCACCAAGGCUGGACUUGAGGAUCAGUUACUCAGUGAUGUAGUAGGAUUAGAGAGACCAGAUUUAGAGGAACAGAGAAACACUUUGAUUAUGAAGAUCAACGCUGACAAGAACCAGCUGAAGGCCAUAGAAGAUAGGAUUCUUAAACUUUUGUUUGAGUCUCAGGGAAAUAUUCUGGAUAAUGAGGAGCUUAUUAAUACACUUAAUGACUCUAAGGUUACAUCAGGUGCCAUUAAACAGAGACUUGCAGAGGCAGAGGUAACUGAAGAAAAGAUCAAUGUGGCUCGUGGCAAAUAUUUAUCUGUGGCCACUCGUGGCUCAGUAAUGUACUUUGUGGUGGCUGAUAUGGGAGAAGUGGACCCUAUGUACCAGUUCUCACUCAAAUACUUUAAACAGCUCUUCAAUGCUACAAUAGACGGAAGUGAGAAGAAUAGUGAUUUACAGAAACGCCUGGAGAUCUGUCUAAGGGAGACAACUUCUGCUAUCUAUACAAAUGUAGCAAGAGCCUUGUUUGAGAAGGACAAGCUGGUCUUCUCCUUCAUGUUGUGUAUAGAGAUCAUGAGACAGGACAACAAAGUCAGCACAGACGAAUGGAACUUCUUCCUACGUGGAGCCGCAGGUAUGGACAAGGAACGUCCGCCCAAACCUGAUGUCAGCUGGAUUCAACUUCCUGCCUGGAAAAAUGUUGUUGAUAUAAAUGACACGUUUAAAGUUUUCCGUGGAAUACACAAAGAUAUAUUGAAAACACCCUGCUGGGUUCAGAUUGGAGACUUAGAGGACAAAUCAAGCAAGAUCAAAGGUAACCCAGAUACAUUGGAGAGUUAUGGCCCCUUACCAGCAGAACCAGCUGACCUUGUUGAGGGUCAAGAGCCAGACGACGAUAACAGUGAGGUUAAAGGUCACUGGAAUAAGCGUUUGACAAGUUUCCAGAAAGUCAUGUUUGUAAAAGUCUUCAAGGAAGAAAAGACCAUCUUUGCUGUGACAGAGUUUGUCAAGGCCAACCUUGGACCACAGUUUGUAGAGAGUCCCCCAGUUACACUACAGACCCUGUAUGACAAUAUGAAUAAGACCACACCCCUAGUAUUUGUACUGAGUACUGGAUCCGAUCCCAUGGGAGCCUUCCUUAGGUUUGCUAGAGAAAAAGGAUACACUGAAAAAGUUCAGGCCAUCUCUCUAGGUCAAGGUCAAGGUCCUGUAGCUGAGAAAUUGAUAGCAGAGGCCAUCAAAUGUGGAGACUGGGUCUUCUUACAGAACUGUCACUUGGCAGCAUCUUGGAUGUUGGCGAUGGAGAAUCUCCUGAAAAGUAUGUCAGAGAAACCAGACCAAAUCCACGAUGAAUAUCGUCUUUUCCUUAGCUCUAUGCCAGCCAAACAUUUUCCUGUCAGUGUCCUUCAAAAUGCUGUCAAGGUCACCAAUGAACCACCUAAGGGUAUCCGUGCCAACAUGAGAAGAGCCUUUGCAGAUAUAACUCCAAGCUUCUAUGAGGAACAUAUUCUUGGACAACAGUGGAAGCGUAUUAUAUUUGGAGUCUGUUUCUUCCAUGCUGUCAUCUUGGAGAGAAAGAAGUUUGGACCACUAGGAUGGAAUAUCAGAUAUGAAUUCAGUGACAGUGACAGAGAAUGUGCUCAAUUGAAUAUGCAAAUGUUCUGUAAGGAAGGUACCAUUCCUUGGGAUGCUCUCAUUUAUAUCACAGGGGAGAUUACCUAUGGUGGUCGUGUGACAGAUCACUUGGACCAGCGAUGUCUGAGAACAGUGCUCAGUAACUUCUUUGCUCCUACAAUAGUAGCUGAGGAUUACAAAUAUUCCAAAUCAGGAAUUUACUACUGUCCAAACUAUGAUAAACUAGAUGAAUAUCGUGAAUUUAUUGAGACUCUCCCGUUGAAUGACGAACCAGAAAUAUUCGGCAUGCACGAGAAUGCCAACAUAGCAUUCCAAAUUCAGGAAACACAGAAAAUUGUCAAUACAAUCUUAGACGUGCAGCCUCGUCUUUCAAGUGGCUCUUCUGGAAAAUCUAAUGACGAGAUUGUAUACGAGCUAGCUGAUAGCAUUCUUGAAAAAUUAAUGGACAAAUUAGAUAUAGAUCAAGCUAAUCCACUGAUGUUUGAACCUGACGAUAAAGGACGAUUGAAUUCAUUGACAACAGUCUUAACACAGGAAGUGGAUCGAUUUAAUAAACUUCUCAAAGUCAUCAAGGAUUCGCUAUCAACCCUACAGAAAGCUAUUAAAGGAUUUGUUGUGAUGAGUGAUCAGUUAGAGAUGGUCUACAACUCAUUCCUCAAUAACCAGGUACCUUCCAUGUGGGCCGAUGCUGCCUACCCAUCACUCAAGCCCCUCGGUAGCUGGGUUACAGAUCUGACCUUCAGAUGUUUCUUCAUUGAAAACUGGAUUAAACAUGGACAGCCUAAAUCAUUCUGGCUUUCUGGAUUCUUUUUCCCACAAGGAUUCUUGACUGGUACUCUGCAGAACUUUGCUAGGAGGCACAAUCUGCCCAUUGAUCACCUGAGCUUUGAGUUCCACCCAACUAAACAUUUCCGUGACCAGAAGGAUGUUACCAAACAGAUGUCAGAGCUACAGUUUGGUGAGGAGAUGGAAAUGGACAAGGUGGUCGAAAAACCAAAAGAUGGUGUAUUGAUCCAUGGACUGUUUAUGGAUGGUUUCCACUGGGAUGCUGAGAAGAUGCAUGUUGUGGAUUCAACCCCAGGAGUGAUGAACUCUGUCCUACCUAUGUUCCACAUGGAGCCAAAGAUGGACUUUGAACCCCCACCAGAGGACUACAAUGCACCAUUGUACAAGGAAGCUGCUAGGGCCGGUGUUCUGUCUACAACUGGAAUGUCUACAAAUUAUGUUGUGAAUGUUCAUUUACCAUCAGUAGAACCACAGGACUAUUGGAUUGCAAAGGGUGCUGCCCUCUUGUGUCAGUUGUCAGAAUAAUAAAGAGGACAUAAUAAGUGGAACUAUCUCAUUGUUUAUAUUCAUCUCAUGGAUUUUAAUUUUUUAUGUUAAUUUUUUAGAAAAGACCUUAUUUUGUAUAUCAGCAUUUAUUUAUGUGUGAAGUGCUGGACUUUACGACCAUGAGGCCAAAUUGAUUAGUAAAAAUGGAUAAGACGUGAAAAUUUUAGUUUUACCCAAAGAAAUUGAUAUGGAAGGAAAGCAGAAAUGCAUUGAAAAGUCUGCCUCAGUAUUUAAGUUUGAAAUUGUGUUAAUAAUUGUGUUAUCUUAUUUUUUAAAGUGCUUACAAUCAUUCCAACUAUAAUAUGCAUUUAAUGUGUAGAACACAAUAAUUUAGAAAGUCACAACUCUGCCUUGGAUAUUUAAAGUUUUGACACUGCUGAAGAUGUGAUCCGUCCAGGGAACAAUACUGUGAUAAUUAGUUAAUAUUUAUUUUACACUAGUUUACGACAUUGAGCUGAGUUGACAAUAUAAUUUUGUACAAUUAAUUAUUUAUAUGCAUUAAUAUUUAUAUUAUUAUUUCUGUUUUGUGAUAUUUAAAUAUUUUGUUUUAAGUUUUACUUCCGUC
Mytilus trossulus (common blue mussel) is the source of this 13333-nucleotide messenger RNA. Its product is annotated as dynein axonemal heavy chain 6-like. The transcript is spliced from 72 exons. Gene Ontology annotation, cellular component: dynein complex. Bases 127 to 12747 code for a protein of 4206 amino acids. The record is from RefSeq and is a predicted model, not a curated record. Gene Ontology annotation, molecular function: ATP binding; ATP hydrolysis activity; dynein light intermediate chain binding. Lineage: Eukaryota; Metazoa; Mollusca; Bivalvia; Mytilida; Mytilidae. Gene Ontology annotation, biological process: microtubule-based movement.